AUGGAAAAAGGCGACAAUACUACACAGAAUAAACAGGGGAAUGAAGAACCUCAGCCAGAAAUACUGCUGCAGCUGCAGCAACAAGUGCAACCGCAGCCGCAGCCGCAGCCGCACGAACUGUGGCAACCGCAGCCGCGGAAACCGCAGCCGGACCCGCUGCUGCAGCUGCAGCAGCAAAUACAAGAUCUUCAAAAAAAGUUAGAAGACAUGAAACGUGAUAGAUAUAUCACGGAACAGGUACAGCGGUCGCCGCUGGAGAAUUUGUACCAGCCGGAUGAGCCUCAAUCAGGACAAUUGAACGGCUGCGGUUCAGAAGAUUGCGGAGGCAAUACAAUAGCCUCAGACGGCAGAUAA
This is a messenger RNA of Osmia bicornis bicornis, 354 nucleotides long. RefSeq names its product alpha/beta-gliadin MM1-like. The record is from RefSeq and is a predicted model, not a curated record. Lineage: Eukaryota; Metazoa; Arthropoda; Insecta; Hymenoptera; Megachilidae. The coding region runs from base 1 to 354 and encodes 117 amino acids. The transcript has 4 exons.